AGUUGCUCUGAGAUCUGUUGCUUUUCCUUGUUGCUACCACAUGGCACGACUGCGACACAUUCUGUCCGGAAAAUGUUAUUGACGAACACGUUUGGCGUCUUGUCUUUUUAGUUUAUGUUCGUUAAGUGGGUUCCAUACACAUAAGUCAUAAUAAUGUCGCAGUUACAAGCGAGGUUUUACACAGAAAACCCAAGGUAUACAAUAGAUGAUGUGCCAUUCUCCAUCCCAGCCAGUUCGGAGGUCCAUGAUCUCAGCAAUGUCAUCAACAAGCUACUGGAGGCCAAGAAUGCAUCUCAUACCAAGGUGGACUUUGACUUCCUGGUCAGGGGUCAAUUCCUUCGAAUGCCAUUGCUCAAUCACAUGGAAACAGAAGGCAUCUCAACGGAAGAGGUUGUGGAGAUCGAGUAUGUGGAGCGGAUCACAGCGCCACAACCCGAGGAGUGUAUGAUGCACGAUGACUGGAUUAGUUCCGUCGAUGCAGAUGCCGAGUGGAUCCUGACCGGAUCUUAUGACAAGACCGCAAGUAUCUGGUCCUUGGAGGGCAAAGCUAUGACAAAAGUGGUUGGACACACAGAUGUUGUCAAAGAUGUCGCCUGGGUUAAGAGGGACGGCCUGACUUCUUUGCUUUUGACCGCCUCGCUUGACCAAACCAUCUUCUUGUGGGAAUGGAACUCCGAAAAGAACAAUGUGGUGGCCAGGCACUGUUGCCGGGGACACACGGGGAGCGUCGACACGGUCGCUACAGACCCCACCGGUUCAAAGUUCUGCAGUGGCUCCUGGGACAAAAUGUUGAAGAUAUGGUCAGCAGUUCCCUCUGAUGAGGGAGAUGAAGUUGAGGAGCCCGCCGACAGGCCGAGGAAGAAACAGAAGACCCAGCAGAUGGGCCUUACGAGGACGCCUCUUAUGACGUUAUCUGGGCACAAUGAGGCGAUCUCUUCGGUGCUGUGGUGUGACAACGACGAGGCUUGCAGUGCAUCCUGGGACCACACGAUCCGUUUCUGGGACGUGGAGACGGGAGAGAUGAAGACAACCCUGACUGGGAGUAAAGUGUUCAACAGCAUUUCCUACUCGCCUUUGUGUCGUCGGCUGGCGUCCGGCAGCACUGACAGACACAUCAGGCUGUGGGACCCACGCACCAAAGAUGGUUCACUGGUGCUCCUGUCGCUGACCUCCCACACUGGCUGGGUCACCGCUGUCAAGUGGGCUCCGUCGCACGAGCACCAGUUGGUUUCUGGAUCCCUGGACAACCUGGUCAAACUGUGGGACACUAGAAGCUGCAAAGCGCCUCUGUAUGACCUAGCGGCACAUAAAGAUAAAGUGUUCUGUGUGGACUGGACAGAAAGUGGGCUGAUGUUAAGUGGGGGAGCUGAUAACAAAUUGUACACCUACAAGUAUUCAUCUUGUCCGACUGACGCUGGAGCAUAGUCACAACAGAGAUCCUGUCGAUGGAAUCUUAUUCUGUUCAAAAAUCCUUUUUGUGACUCUUGUCUCAUUUUUUUUUUUUUUUACACAUUUCCAGUGGGAUUGUUGCCAUGUAACUUCCCUGAAAAAUAAAUGGAUCUCC
Messenger RNA from Hippocampus comes (tiger tail seahorse), 1564 nucleotides. It is a transcript of the gene wdr12, whose product is annotated as WD repeat domain 12. The coding region runs from base 154 to 1425 and encodes 423 amino acids. Gene Ontology annotation, biological process: maturation of LSU-rRNA from tricistronic rRNA transcript (SSU-rRNA, 5.8S rRNA, LSU-rRNA); ribosome biogenesis; maturation of 5.8S rRNA from tricistronic rRNA transcript (SSU-rRNA, 5.8S rRNA, LSU-rRNA). Lineage: Eukaryota; Metazoa; Chordata; Actinopteri; Syngnathiformes; Syngnathidae. The record is from RefSeq and is a predicted model, not a curated record. Gene Ontology annotation, molecular function: protein binding. Gene Ontology annotation, cellular component: preribosome, large subunit precursor; PeBoW complex. The transcript has 13 exons.